Messenger RNA from Debaryomyces hansenii CBS767, 2364 nucleotides. Its product is annotated as beta-mannosyltransferase. Lineage: Eukaryota; Fungi; Ascomycota; Pichiomycetes; Serinales; Debaryomycetaceae. Gene Ontology annotation, molecular function: mannosyltransferase activity. The record is from RefSeq and is a predicted model, not a curated record. Bases 1 to 2364 code for a protein of 787 amino acids. The transcript has a single exon.
AUGAUGCCCCUUAGAAGGUAUACUAAGUCGUUUAUCUUAGUGAUUGCAAUUGUAUUCAGUGUCGUAUUGUUAUAUCAGAUUGGUGAAUAUAAUCAGAAUGAUUUGAUGGGCUCGUUCAAAUACGCAUAUAAUCAAGGAUCAACCGACAUAAAGAAGGAUUUAACGAAUCAGGUUAUAUUUCCCAGAGAUUUUCCCCUUCAAAAAGAAGAAUUAAAGGUGUACGUGAAACAGAACUUCAACUUAACGGACUUCGACAAUAGUAAGUUGUUUAAAAAUGAAGUCAGUAAGCCUGAUAUUCCAUCGUCAAAGUUCACCAAGCACAAUUUGACGGUUUUCAAUAGUGAUACUAAUAUUAAACUUAAUUUGAAGAAAUGUGAGGCCAAAUUACAGUCGACUUCGGUUAUUGAGAUAGACAAGGCUAAAAAUAUCGGUGUAUCAUUACCGGAAAUCUUGACAAACUUCCUUAAGGAGUGUGAAACGAAUCCAUAUUAUAAGGAGUUAUCGCCGUUUUUCAUUGAUGAACUCAAGUUGCAGUUGAAGUUCAAUGUGGUAGAGAAAUAUUGGUACAGACUAGCGGGAUCUUCCGUGUGGUUGGAACAAUAUGGUGUUCAUUUCAUGAUUUCAAGAAUACUCUACAGUCCUAAGGGUGCCAGGAACCAGCCUAUUAUAUCAUUGACAUACGCGCAAAUUUUCUCAAAGGAUUGGAAGGAGCUUACCAAUACAAAGUUGAUUGUGCCUACGAACUAUAUUGAAGGAAUGGAAGACACUGAAGUGAUUGACGACCAGAGAUUUGAAGCAUUGAAGUUUCCAUAUUUCUUACCUAUUCCUUUCUGGCAUGAUUACGAUAAUGUUGAACACAAAUACUACGGACCCGAAGAUCCAAGAAUUUUACUCGUUAAGAACACUAAAGGAUAUUUGGAACCUUUAAUAAUUUUCAAUGCUUAUCAUCGUAAAUUAUCACGUUAUGAUGAUGACGAGGACGAUGGCUUAGUUUUAAAGCAAGACUUCUACAGGUCCAUGUUUAUGAGUUGGCCAUGGCAGUUCCAAAAAGGUAAACCGAAUACCGAUGGUAUGGGCAAUAAGGAAUUUGACGAUAAGCUUUAUAAUAAGGCCAUUGAAUUAAAGAUUAAGAACAUACCAAGACAAAAGAAGCAGAAAAAUUGGACCCCAUUUAUUAGUGAUAACUUAAGAACUAUACACGGUUAUGAUAAAUUCGUUAAUUUUGUUUACAGGUGGGCCAAUUUUGAAGUUUUGAAAUGUGAUUUGAUCGAUGAUUCGGGAAGUUGUUCGUUUACCUAUAGAUUAAACCAUAGAAUAUCCACGGAAUCACAAGUUGGACCAUUAAGAGGUGGUACUGAAUUGAAAAAUAUAAACGAUCUUAUCAGAACUCAAACAGACUUACCACUUGAAAAGCUAUUACCACCACAUAGAGAAAUUUGGGUUGGCUUUGCGAGAGCUCAUUUAGAUAAGUGUGGAUGUGGCAAUAAUAUGUACAGACCAAAUAUGGUGGUUCUUGUUAAGGAUUCAAUUUCAACCAAAAAAGAUGUAAAGGACCCGAAAUCACCUAAAGUGAUCAAAGAUUUUUAUAAGAUCAGUCAUAUUAGUUCGUCGAUAUCCUUGGACAUACCCAUAAUUGGCUGGGACUUAGAAAAUCCAAGGGAUGUUUGCAUAGGGUCAAAUAUCUUAAUUCCAAACGGUAUUUCUUCAUGGAAUAUUAAAUCUAUAAGAGAAAAUGCUAAAACAGGUUUCUUUGAAACUGAUGAUUAUAUGACAUUAUCUUUGUCUAUUUCAGAUUUCACUGUCCAUACAAUAAAUAUAAAGGGAUUAUUGAACCAAAUUUUAAACUUGAAUGAUAAAUCCUUGUUCAUGCCAAUUGAUAGUGACUCAGAAGAUGAAUCUUUUUCCACAAAUAUCAAAAACUUGAAUAUACCAGAUGCAAGUAUAGUUGAUGACCCCCGUAGGAAUAAUUUGUUAUGGCUUACAGGAUAUAAUAAUGAUAACGUACUUUGUGCGUUGGAUAGUUCAGCCAAAUUUUGUUCUGCUUACGGUAUUGCAAAUGAAAAGAAUUCCCAAGAUGACAGUGAAGAUUAUGAUUAUGAUCUUAAUGAUGAUUUCAUUGACCCUAACGUAUCCAAAUACGAACAGGAACUAUAUUUAUACAAGCUUAAUGAAGAAUUAAAAAAAAGGCCGAGCAGAAUAAAUUCGAGACCACCAUCUAGACAGAUGUCUCCAGAUCGUAACUCUGAUAGACAAUCGAAAGCAUAUCCAGACGACAACGAUGAUGCUGAUGAGGGAAAUACGAACAAAUUCAAACAAGGUAUUUCAAACCCUAAUGACCCUGAAAAGUCUUCUAAUUCAGACUAA